Molecule: messenger RNA, 4768 nt
Organism: Rubroshorea leprosula
Lineage: Eukaryota; Viridiplantae; Streptophyta; Magnoliopsida; Malvales; Dipterocarpaceae
Source: the annotation of a GenBank genome assembly
UCUCAGUCUCAAUCUUUCUCUUUUUUCCUCAAUGUUCCUAUCUUCUAAUUAUAGGGAUGGUCAAUGUCCUGAAUACAAUGGGGAGGAACAAGCUAUUUGUGCUGUUGGCCUUGCCAAAUGUAAAGCUGGCGUCUUCAUUGAAGCUAUACAAUAUCUUUUGAUAUUAGCAACUCCUGUUGAGUUGAUUCUUGUGGGAGUAUGCUGCUCUGGAGGGGCUGAUGGUACUGAUCCUUAUUCAGAAAUUUCCUUGCAGCCCUUGCCUGAAUAUUCAAUACCCUCUGAUGGAGUUACAAUGACUUGUAUUGCAUGUACGGAUAAGGGUCGUAUCUUCAUGGCUGGCCGUGAUGGCCACAUCUAUGAGUUGCUUUACACAACUGGCUCGGGCUGGCAUAAGUGCUGUCGUAAAGUGUGCCUGACUGCAGGUGUAGGUAGUCUGAUCUCAAGAUGGAUAAUACCAAAUAUGUUUAAGUUUGGAGCUGUAGAUCCCAUUGUUGAAAUGGUUGUAGAUAAUGAAAGACAAAUUUUGUAUGCAAGAACUGAAGAGAUGAAAAUCCAGGUUUAUGUCCUGGGUCUAAGUGGAGAUGGUCCCUUGAAGAAAGUAGCAGAAGAAAGGAAUAUGUUGAAUCUGAAAGAUCCACAUUAUGGAAGUAGACAAGCAACAGCAUCAAGAGCUCCAAGAUCAGCAAAGCCAUCUAUUGUUUGCAUUUCUCCUUUAUCAAUGCUGGAAUCAAAGUGGCUCCACCUUGUUGCUGUUCUAUCAGAUGGCAGGAGGAUGUACUUUUCUACCUCUUCAUCUAGUGGAAAUAGUGGUGCCAUUGGAGGUUUAAGCGGAUUCAACAAUCAUCAUCAGAGGCCAAGCUGUUUAAAAGUUGUAACAACUCGGCCUUCCCCACCUUUGGGGGUCAGUGGUGGACUUUCAUUUGGAGCCAUAUCACUAGCUGGUAGAACUCAGACUGAGGAUUUGUCUUUGAAGGUUGAAACAGCCUACUGUUCUGCUGGAACUCUUGUCCUUUCUGAUUCAUCUCCUCCAACCAUGUCUUCUCUUCUCAUUGUGAGCAAGGAUUCAAGCUCGCAAUCAUCUCUCUCAGGUAGUUUAGGGACAUCAGCUAGGAGUUCUAGGGCAUUAAGAGAAUGUGUCUCUUCCUUGCCUGUUGGAGGCCGAAUGCUUUUUGUGGCAAAUGUUUAUCCCUUACCAGAUACAGCUGCUAUUGUGCAAUCACUAUAUUCUGAGAUUGAAUUCUGUGGAUUUGAAAGCUCAGUGAAGUCUUGUGAAAUGGUCUCAGGAAAGCUGUGGGCUAGAGGUGACCUUUCAACGCAACAUAUAUUGCCAAGGAGGAGAAUUGUUAUUUUCAGUACCAUGGGCAUGAUGGAAGUGGUAUUUAACAGGCCUGUUGAUAUUCUGAGAAGAUUGCUUGAGUCCAACUCUCCAAGAUCAAUAUUGGAAGAUUUCUUUAAUCGUUUUGGAGCUGGUGAGGCAGCUGCAAUGUGUCUGAUGCUAGCUGCAAGGAUAGUUCACACUGAACAUCUUAUAACCAAUCUUGUUGCCGAGAAGGCAGCUGAGGCUUUUGAGGAUCCAAGAAUUGUUGGAAUGCCCCAACUUGAAGGUAGCAGUGGAUUGUCAAACACUAGAACAGCAGCAGGGGGUUUCAGCAUGGGGCAAGUUGUCCAGGAGUCUGAGCCUGUGUUCUCAGGUGCUCAUGAAGGGCUCUGCCUUUGCUCAUCAAGAUUGCUUUUGCCUCUUUGGGAGGUCCCUGUCAUGUUUAUCAGAGGAGGCACUUAUGAUUCUGCAGCAGAAAAUAUGGUUAUAGCUUGCAGAUUUUCUGCUGGGGCCAUGCAAGUCCUUGAGAACAAGAUUCGUGCUUUGGAAACGUUCUUAAGGUCUAGGAGGAACCAAAGAAGGGGGCUGUAUGGCUCUGUAGCUGGUUUAGGAGACUUAACUGGCUCCAUUCUGUAUGGAACUGGUUCAGAAUUAGGUGCUAGUGAUAGGAGUAUGAUGAGGAACUUAUUUGGUGCAUACACACGGAACAGUGACUCAAAUGGUGAUGGGACUUCAAAUAAAAGGCAGCGAUUGCCAUAUAGUCCUACAGAGUUGGCUGCCAUGGAGGUGAGGGCAAUGGAAUGCAUCAGACAAUUGCUUCUUAGAUCUGCUGAAGCUUUGUUUUUGCUUCAGCUUCUUUGUCAGCAUAAUAUAACACGCUUGCUUCAAGGGUUUGAUGCUAAUUUAAGCCAGGCACUGAUUAAAUUGACAUUCCAUCAACUUGUUUGUUCAGAGGAGGGUGACCAACUUGCUACAAGACUAAUUGCUGCUCUUAUGGAGUAUUAUACUGGCCCUGAUGGUAGAGGCACAGUUGAUGAUAUCAGUGGAAGAUUGCGUGAGGGAUGUCCAAGUUAUUUCAAGGAGUCUGAUUAUAAGUUUUUCUUAGCUGUGGAAUGCCUUGAAAGAGCUGCUGUAAUUUUAGACCCUGAGGAGAGGGAAAAUCUUGCUAGGGAAGCCUUCAAUUUCUUGAGCAAAGUUCCAGAAUCUGCUGACUUAAAAACUGUUUGCAAACGGUUUGAGGACCUAAGAUUUUAUGAAGGUGUAGUACGCUUACCUUUGCAAAAGGCACAGGCAAUUGACUGUGCUGGGGAUGCUUUAAAUGAACAAACUGAUCCUGCCAUUCGUGAACAAGCAGUCACUCAGCGUGAACAGUGCUAUGAGAUUGUUGCUAGUGCUUUGCGUUCUCUAAAAGGUGAGUCUUCACAGAAGGAAUUUGGCUUGCCUGCUAGGCCUGCUGCUGCUCGAUCUGCCCUUGACCCUGUCUCAAGGAAAAAAUACGUAUGUCAGAUUGUUCAGCUUGGUGUUCAAUCACCUGACAGAUUAUUUCACGAAUACCUUUAUAAAACAUUGAUUGAUUUGGGCCUUGAAGAUGAGCUUUUGGAGUAUGGAGGUCCUGAUUUGGUGCCUUUUCUACAAACUGCUGGUCGUGAACCUGUACAAGAGGUGCGAGCACUUUCUUCAGUAAUAUCAGCUUCCCCUCAAAUGGGCCAAUCAGGAUCAUCUAUCCAUUCUAAUCAAGCAAAAUACUUUGAUCUUUUGGCAAGGUAUUAUGUCUUGAAGAGGCAGCAUCUACUUGCAGCUCAUGUGCUAUUGAGGCUGGCUGAGAGGCGCUCAACUGAUGGGGGCAGUACUCCUAUGCUUGAACAGAGGCGCCAGUACCUAAGUAAUGCUGUUCUCCAGGCCAAGAAUGCAAGUAACCAUGAUGGGAUGAUAAGUUCUGGUCGUGGUGCUUUUGAUAGCGGACUGCUAGAUUUACUUGAAGGGAAACUUGCUGUUCUCCAGUUUCAAAUAAAAAUAAAAGAGGAACUGGAGGCAAUUGCUUCUAGGAUAGAAGCUAGAAAUGGCAUGCCUGAAUCUGUUCAAAAUGGAUUGAUACCUGACAGUAGUUCUAACACAGAUGCAAAUUUUUCACAUGCUUUACGAGAGAAGGCUAAAGAGUUAUCUUUAGAGUUGAAGAGUAUAACUCAAUUAUAUAAUGAAUAUGCCGUUCCUUUUGAGCUUUGGGAGAUAUGUCUUCAAAUGCUUUACUUUGCAAACUAUUCUGGUGAUGCUGACAGCAGCAUUAUCGGGGAAACCUGGGCUAGGCUUAUCGAUCAAGCCCUUUCUGGAGGUGGUAUUGCUGAAGCCUGUUCUGUGCUGAAGAGGGUUGGGUCCCACAUAUAUCCUGGAGACGGCGCUGUUUUACCUCUGGACACACUUUGCCUACACUUAGAGAAGGCUGCCCAGGAGAGGUUGGAUUCUGGGGUUGAAUCCAUUGGUGAUGAAGAUAUAGUAAGGGCUCUUCUUGCUGCUUGUAAGGGUGCAGCUGAACCUGUGUUGAAUGCUUAUGAUCAGUUACUAUCAAAUGGUGCUACUUUGCCUUCUCCAAACCUCAGGUUAUGCCUUCUUCGAUCAGUGCUAGUGAUACUUCGUGAGUGGGCAAUGUCUGUGUUUGCGCAGAGAAUGGGUACAAGUGCUACUGGAACAUCUUUAAUACUGGGUGGAGCAUUUUCUCUGGAGCAGACAGGAGUUAUCAACCAAGGGAUUCAAGAUAAGAUCACUAGUGCAGUGAACAGGUAUAUGACGGAGGUGCGGAGGUUGGCCCUUCCACAGAGUAAGACUGAGGCUGUUUACAGAGGCUUUCGUGAACUUGAAGAGUCCCUGAUAAGUUCCUUUACUUUUGAUCGAUUUUGAUUGCUUCUAGUUUAAUGUAUGUUGUUGUGUGGAAUGCUUUAGGUCAUGUUGUUCUUCGCAUAUAAACGAACGUAUCAAGAUAGAAAGGUUAGAUCUCCAAAAUUUCACAUAAUUUUAAUUGUCGAUCCAGUUUUUGGUACACUUUUUAUUGGUUUCCAUUUGAAUAAUGAAACUGAAGGAAAAAAAGAAAUGAAAUUGGGUCUCCGUUAGUGUCGAAUGCCGACUGUAGUAGUAAACCCAUAAUGGAAAAGUUUAUUCCAUUCUAACAUCCACACAGCAACAUUCUUAAAAAUAGUAAAAUUUGGUGCGCUGAGCUGCUUUUGUAAAGGCUGAAGACUUCCAACGUUCAAAAUUGAAUUUGAUGAGUUGGAUGGCAUUAAAGAAGUGGAUUGUCCUAUAAGACAGACACGAGAAUUGAAAGAUUGAAGAGUAACCCUUUGAGCGUAAGCAUUCUUGAAGCAAUUGGGGCAUUUUCCAUCUUCAACUUGGAUUCAGCAAGCUUGCUCUUUAUUUUUAUUGAGUAAUUUGAGUCAAUUGUGAGCUUAAAUUUUCCCUUGG